AUGGGCGCGGGGGACGGCGAAGUCGCUGCGAGCAAAGAGAAGGGCAGCGGCGGCGUCGAGCGGACGUCGCUGGACGGCGUGCGGGAUAAGAACGUGAUGCAGCUCAAGAAGCUUAAUACGGCGCUCUUCCCUGUCCGCUACAACGAAAAAUACUACCAGGAUGCCAUCGCCUCCAAGGAUUUCUCCAAACUAGCUUACUACAGCGAUAUUUGUGUUGGCGCGAUAGCUUGUCGCUUGGAGAAGAAGGAAGGAGGGGCAGUCCGAGUUUACAUCAUGACCUUGGGUGUACUGGCACCGUAUCGCGGUCUUGGUAUUGGUGAGUUUUCCCUCUUCUGA
Miscanthus lutarioriparius is the source of this 336-nucleotide messenger RNA. NCBI's taxonomy places the organism in Eukaryota, Viridiplantae, Streptophyta, Magnoliopsida, Poales, Poaceae. The record is from the annotation of a GenBank genome assembly.